AUGUGCUGCUGGAACUUCGAGAAUGCGACCCCCAAUUGCUUGACGAUUUGGUGUAUAUCCGCGAACAACUGUUGA
Molecule: messenger RNA, 75 nt
Organism: Geodia barretti
Lineage: Eukaryota; Metazoa; Porifera; Demospongiae; Tetractinellida; Geodiidae
Source: the annotation of a GenBank genome assembly